This is a messenger RNA of Phacochoerus africanus (Common warthog), 3507 nucleotides long. It is a transcript of the gene RFX5, whose product is annotated as regulatory factor X5. The transcript is spliced from 10 exons. Bases 19 to 2025 code for a protein of 668 amino acids. The record is from RefSeq and is a predicted model, not a curated record. Lineage: Eukaryota; Metazoa; Chordata; Mammalia; Artiodactyla; Suidae. Gene Ontology annotation, molecular function: RNA polymerase II cis-regulatory region sequence-specific DNA binding; DNA-binding transcription factor activity, RNA polymerase II-specific. Gene Ontology annotation, biological process: regulation of transcription by RNA polymerase II.
GGGUGGCAGCAACGACCAAUGAUAGAGCGGGCAGUCCGAGUAUCUAGGCAGAUCGGGGCUGUUCCAGCCAUUCAGAAAAAAGAAAAUAAAGCAACGCACGAGCCCGCUGGGCCAGGACCGUGGGGCUGGGCUGGAGUGAAGGUGGCUACGAGCCCUCAUGCCAGGAUGGCAGAAGAUGAACCUGAUGCUAAAAGCCCAAAGACAGGGGGAAGGGCCCCCUCAGGUAGUGCCGAGGCAGGGGAACCCACCACCCUUCUUCAGAGGCUCCGAGGUACCAUUUCCAAGGCCGUGCAGAACAAAGUAGAGGGAAUCCUGCAAGAUGUACAGAAAUUCUCAGACAACGACAAGCUGUAUCUCUACCUUCAGCUCCCCUCAGGGCCCAGUACUGGGGACAAAAGCUCAGAGCCAAGCACACUCAGCAAUGAGGAGUACAUGUAUGCUUACAGGUGGAUCCGCAACCAUCUAGAAGAGCAUACGGACACCUGUCUGCCAAAACAAAGUGUUUAUGAUGCCUAUCGGAAGUACUGUGAAAGCCUUGCCUGCUGCCGCCCACUCAGCACAGCCAACUUUGGCAAAAUCAUCAGAGAGAUCUUCCCUGACAUCAAGGCCCGAAGGCUUGGUGGCCGGGGCCAGUCCAAAUAUUGCUACAGUGGCAUACGAAGGAAGACCUUGGUAUCUAUGCCACCCUUGCCUGGACUUGACCUAAAGGGCUCUGAGAGUCCAGAAAUGGGCCCAGAAGUAACCCCAGCACCUCGGGAUGAGCUGGUCGAAGCAGCCUGUGCCCUGACCUGUGACUGGGCAGAACGGAUCCUGAAACGGUCCUUCAGUUCCAUUGUCGAGGUCGCCCGCUUCCUGCUGCAGCAGCAUCUUAUCUCUGCCCGAUCUGCACAUGCCCAUGUGCUCAAGGCCAUGGGGCUUGCUGAAGAGGAUGAGCAUGCCCCUCGGGAGCGGUCGUCUAAAUCCAAGAAUGGCGUAGAGAAUCUGGAAGGUGGAGCCCAUAAGAGACCAGAGAGACAGGCCCAGCCUCCUAAGGAGCUGGAAGCCCGGGCUGGGGCUGGCCCCCCAGCACGUGGAGAGCGGAAGAAGAGUGUAGUAGAGACCCCGGUGCCAGCACCCAGUAACCCUCAGGUUAAUGCCCUAGUGGCCAGGCUGCCUCUGCUCCUCCCCCGGGCCCCUCCCUCACCUAUUCCACCAAUCCGAGUCUCUCCAUCCAUUCUGGCCCCCAAGCUUUCUUCAGGCGCUCUGAAAAUGGCUACACUGCCUCUUCCCAGUAGGGGUGGUGGACCCCAAGCAGCUGUGCCCAUCUUUAACAUGAUCUUACCAACUGUUCCUGCUUUGCCUGGACCCGGACCCGGACCCGGACCUGGACCCGGGCCUGGGCCUGGUCAAGCUCCACCUGGGGGGCUCACUCAGCCGAGGGGCACAGAGAACAGGGAAGUGAGCAUAGGUGGUGACCCGGGACCCCAUGACAAGGGUGUCAAGAGGACAGCUGAAGUACCUGUGAGUGAGGCCAGUGGGCAGGACCCACCAGCCAAAGCAACAAAGCAGGAUGUAGAGGAUACAGGAAGUGACGCCAAAAGAAAACGGGGGCGCCCUCGAAAAAAAUCAGGUGGAAGUAGGGAAAGGAACUCUACCCCUGACAAGUCAGCAGAUGCCGUGGACGCUGCCCAGCCCUCAAGGUUACCACCGGAGACGUGGGCCUCUGGAGGGGAAAGCAAUUCAGAGAGGCCAGGGCUAGGGGGAGAGGCUGAGAAGGGGGUGCUUGCCCAAGGUCAGGAGGGUGGUGCUGUUUCCCGAGGAGGAAGGGGCCCCAGUUCCCGGCAUGCCAAAGAAGCAGAAGAUAAAAUUCCUCCUGUCGCCCCGAAAGUGAGUGUUAUCAGGGGCAGUAGAAGCCAAAAGGAGGCUCUUCAUUUGGUUAAGGGAGAGGUAGACACAGCGGCACAGGGUAAUAAAGACUUAAAGGGACACGUGCUUCAAAGCUCCUUACCCCUGGAGCGGAAAGACCCCAAAGCCACACCCCCGUGAUAGGUAUGCAAGGAAGAGUGUUUAUAUCCCCGUGUUAACUCUGCCGGUCUCUGCACUUGCUUCUCACCUGGCUCUUCAUUCUAUCCUGCAUAGACAGCUGAGGCACCUUGUCUUACACAGUGCCUGGUUCUAGCCUCUUGCCUUUCCAGCUCAGUACCCUUGGCUUUAGAGUCGCUAAUAAACCUGUAGUGACCAUCUCUCCUGGAUCCCUGCACUAACCUAUGGAACUAUAGGGACGGAAUAUGAUAAACAUAUAGAGGAGGAAUCUUUCCCUUUUAAAUCAUAGAAAACCUAACUCCAACCGACUUAAAAGAUUUUUUGGCUUGUGGAACUGGAAAAGUCCAGAGGUAGUGCUGGCUCCAGGUAAAACUGAUUCAGUGGCUCAGUAUGUCUCUAAAUACCAGACUGUUUUUCCCCCCGCUGCUCUACCUUCUGUAGGAUCAUCUGAAGCCCAGGGCUCCUUGUGGCUGCCAGCGCUCCUAGGAUUACAUGUUUCCUCAUUUAUGUCCAGCCAGAAAGAGCAGGGCAUCUCUGUGCCAGGAGUCCUAGCAAAAGCCCUAAGAUUCACUCUGGUCAGGCCGGCCUGGGUCACAUGCCUACACCUAACUAAUCACUGUGGCCAGGAGAUUGGUAAAUGCUAAUCUGCUUAUUUAUUGUACCCGUGGGCUGCACUUUUCGAAGAGGGCAGAAUCAGCCUCUUUAGAAUCACAUAGAUCCUUAAAUGGAAACUGGGAGUGGGCAACUCCUGGAGAGGCAGCUGACACCUGGCCACUGCAAUGAAGUACACGUGGUUUUAGCUUGCCAGGCUAAGAGCAACUCUGCCUGCUGCCUUUUUCCCUCAUGCUCUAGGAUUUUUCCUUACUGCAGCAGGAGUCUCUUACCUCUUGUUUUAGUCUCAGAAGGAAUGAGAGGAAAGCCAUUCUCCUUUAGGGACUAUCUCUUUAGUCUCAUUUAGAUGACAAUCCCCUCCCCCCCUUUUUUAACCUACAUCUUAGAGAUGGAUAUUCUUCCUUUUCCUGUUUCUGAAUUUUAGUUUUCUCAUUCCUGCUUCCCUAUCCCCCACCCUACUGCCUCUGACCAAUAAAGUGAAAAGAUUUACUCCCUAGUUAUUAAAUUCAUUCUGUAUCCACCAGGUGUCAGUCUCUUGUCAUACACGUGUCAAGACUUAGCCAGGAUUGUGGGGUUUAGAAAGCUGUGUUUGGAAGGAGAUAGCUCUGCAUAUCAGGGAGCACCAGUGGAAGGAAUCCAGCCCCUCCAGGUAUAUAUUAGAGAAAAGCAGUAAACCAGCCAAUAUUUAUUGAGGACCUACUUUGUCUUCUAUGUAGGGUAGCUUCUUUCAGGGAGUCUCACUUUUCUUUCAGGGAGCCUUUGUUCAUGUGUUCAUUUAUUUCCACCAUUGCAGAUUUUUAAAAAUUAUACUAUGUAAUGUUUGAUAUCUAUAAAGAAUAUAUUUAACAUUGAAUAAAUUAUGAAGCAUAAUAA